Molecule: messenger RNA, 459 nt
Organism: Symbiodinium natans
Lineage: Eukaryota; Dinophyceae; Suessiales; Symbiodiniaceae
Source: the annotation of a GenBank genome assembly
AUGUUGGGAUGCUUCGCGGAUGGGCACCACCUGGGUUGCAGGUACUGCGGCCACGGGAUCUACGAAAAUGUGACCUGUCCGACCUCCGUCUGCAACUUCGUCAACGAGCCCGUGACCCCCUACUACUGGGACACCUUGUGCCAGAUGGGUAUGCUCGGCUGCAACGCGGAUGGCAUCCACGUCCAGUGCCGCUUCUGCGACUUCCAGCCCUUCAACUCCAUCCAGUGUCCGGAGACCGCGAGGCCGACCUACGAAGACGGCGAGUGCUGGUUCCCCAGUGGUACAGCCCAGACCCACCGAUGGAAUCCAAAGUGCAAGUGGGGCAUUCUCGGUUGCUGGGCUGAUGGGGUCCACCGGCAGUGCCAGUAUUGUGGUUCUGGAUCCGAUGGAAUCUAUGAGAGCAUCAGUUGCGGGAAGGAUUGGGCCGAUGACGAGGAGGGCUCUGUAGUGUUCCCCUGA